AUGCUGCCGAAGAGGCUGGUGGCGCAGGAGGGAGGGCACGUCCCUGAGCGCGUUUCCUUCGCCCCGUCUCCCCAGGUGCGCAAGCACAUCAAUGACCUGUACGAAGACCUGCGAGAUGGCCACAACUUGAUCUCUCUCCUGGAGGUCCUGUCAGGAGUGAAACUGCCGCGUGAGAAGGGCCGGAUGCGUUUCCACAGGCUCCAGAACGUGCAGAUUGCCCUGGAUUUCCUGAAGCAGCGGCAGGUGAAACUGGUGAACAUUCGCAAUGAUGACAUUACGGAUGGCAACCCCAAACUCACCCUGGGGCUCAUAUGGACGAUUAUCCUCCACUUCCAGAUCUCCGAUAUCUACAUCAGUGGAGAGUCGGGGGAUAUGUCGGCCAAGGAGAAGCUGCUCCUGUGGACGCAGAAGGUGACAGCAGGUUACAUUGGAGUGAAGUGCACCAACUUCUCCUCAUGCUGGAGCGAUGGGAAGAUGUUCAAUGCCCUCAUCCACAGAUACAGGCCAGAUCUGGUGGACAUGGAGAGGGUGCAAAUACAGAGCAACCGAGAGAAUCUGGAGCAGGCCUUUGAGAUUGCAGAGCGGCUGGGAGUCACUCGGCUGCUGGAUGCAGAAGAUGUGGACGUCCCAUCUCCAGAUGAGAAGUCUGUGAUAACUUAUGUGUCUUCAAUCUACGAUGCCUUUCCCAAAGUCCCCGAGGGAGGAGAAGGGAUCAGUGCUAUCGAAGUGGAUUCGAGGUGGCUUGAAUACCAGAACCGUGUGGAGUCUCUCAUUUCAUGGAUCAAGCAGCACACGAUACUCAUGUCGGAUAAAUCAUUUCCCCAGAACCCUGUAGAACUAAAGGCACUUUAUAAUCAGUACAUACACUUUAAAGAAACUGAAAUCCCAGCGAAAGAGCAGGAGAAAGGAAGGACAGAGGAGCUGUACAAACUGUUAGAGGUAUGGAUUGAAUUUGGCCGCAUCAAGUUGCCCCAGGGUUACCACCCCAACGAUGUAGAGGAGGAGUGGGGCAAGCUCAUCAUAGAGAUGCUGGAGCGUGAGAAACUCCUGCGGCCAGCAGUGGAGAGGUUGGCGCUGCUGCUACAAAUCGCUAACAAAAUUCAGAAUGGUGCUCUGAGCUGCGAAGAAAAACUCACUCUCGCGAAGAACACACUGCAAGCUGACGCUGCUCACCUGGAGUCUGGCCAGCCAGUGCAGUACGAAUCCGACGUGGUCAUGUAUCUACAGGAGUGCGAGGGGCUCAUCCGCCAGCUACAGGUGGAUGUGCAGAUCCUUCGGGAUGAGAAUUACUACCAGCUGGAGGAGCUGGUGUUCAGGAUCAUGCGGCUGCAAGAUGAGCUGGUGACGCUGAGACUCGAGUGCACUAACCUGUACAGGAAAGGCCACUUUUCCACCCUGGAGCUGGUACCCACCUCCACGCUGAGCACGAUGCACUUGAAAGGCGAGUCGCUGACCAAAGGGCUGCACACCUCGUCUACCUCCUGGUUCCGGAAGCCCAUGACCAGAGCAGAGCUGGUGGCCAUCUCCUCUUCUGAAGAUGAAGGCAGCCUCCGAUUUGUGUAUGAGCUGCUGGCAUGGGUGGAAGAAAUGCAGAUGAGGCUGGAGCGGGCAGAGUGGGGGAGCGACCUACCAAGUGUGGAGUCCCAGCUGGAGACCCAGCGGCACGUCCACACCAGUGUGGAGGACCUGGGCUCCAGCGUAAAGGAGGCCCGGAUGUAUGAGGGUAAAAUGUCUCAGAAUUUCCGCGCUAGCUACACGGAAACACUUGGCAAGCUGGAGACGCAGUACUGCAAGCUGAUGGAAACCUCGAGCUUCCGCCUGAGACAUCUUCAGAGCUUGCACGGGUUUGUGUCUCGAGCCACUGCUGAGCUGAUUUGGUUGAAUGAGAAGGAGGAAGAGGAACUAGCAUACGACUGGAGUGACAACAACCCUAAUAUUGCAGCCAAGAGGAAUUAUUUCUCGGAGCUGACCAUGGAGCUGGAAGAGAAGCAGGACAUCUUCCGGUCCCUCCAAGAUACAGCCGAGCUGCUGUCCCUGGAGAAUCAUCCAGCCAAGCAAACUGUAGAGGCCUACAGUGCUGCCGUGCAGACUCAGUGGCAGUGGAUUAAGCAGCUCUGCUUGUGUGUGGAGCAGCAUGUGAAGGAGAACGCUGCCUACUUCCAGUUCUUCAGUGAUGCCCGGGAGUCGGAGACCUACCUGCGGAGCCUGCAGGACUCCAUCAAAAGGAAGUAUUCGUGUGACCACAACACGAGCCUGACCCGGCUGGAGGACCUGCUCCAGGACUCCAUGGACGAGAAGGAGCAGCUUAUUCAGUCGAAGAGCUCCGUCGCCAGCCUGGUGGGACGAUCCAAAACUAUCGUGCAGCUCAAGCCCAGGAACCCGGACCACCUUGUGAAGAGCACAAUCCCAAUCAAGGCCGUUUGCGACUAUCGGCAGAUUGAGAUCACCAUCUGUAGGAACGAUGAGUGCGUGCUCGAAGACAAUUCUCAGAGGACCAAGUGGAAGGUGAUCAGUCCCACAGGCAAUGAGGCCAUGGUGCCCUCUGUGUGCUUCCUGAUCCCCCCUCCGAACAAAGAGGCCAUUGAGAUGGCUAACAGGAUAGAGCAGCUGUAUCAGAAGGUGAUGGCUCUGUGGCACCAGCUCCACAUGAACACGAAGAGCCUCAUCUCCUGGAACUACUUGCGGAAGGACAUUGCCCUGGUGCAAAGCUUCAACAUGGAGAAGCUCAGAUCCUUAGCGCAAGGGGAGUGCCAGCAAGCCAUGAAGAGCCUCCAGGCGCACUAUGAAGACUUCCUGCAGGACAGCCGCGACUCGGAGCUCUUCUCUGUGUCCGACCGGCUGCGCUUGGAAGAGGAAGUCGAGUCUUCCAAGGAACAUAUCCGGCAUCUGCUGGAGUCUAUGGAGAACGAAGACAAGGAUGAGACUGCUGCCAGAACGUAUCUGUCCGAGCUCAAGAAUGUCCGUCUGCGCUUGGAGGAGUGUGAGCAGAGACUAGUGAGCCGAAUCCAGUCCCCAAGCAGCAUCCGGGCAGAUGGUGACACUAUCCAGGAAAACACCAUCCGCAUUGCAGAGCAGGAGCGCAUGCAGGAGGAUCUCCAGCGGCUGAAAUCUGACCUGCGGCACAUUUCCGAGAGAUGUUACAGUUUCCUCAACAAAGCUCCAACGGGGUCCAGCACCCCGCAUUUGCGUUCCGAACUUGAGUUGGUGGUCAAUAAGAUGGAUCAGAUGUAUGGGCUCUCUUCCAUCUACCUGGACAAGUUAAAGACAGUUGAUGUUAUUAUUCGUAACACCCAAGGAGCAGAGUCUCUGGUCAAAGGAUAUGAAGUUAAGCUGAGCCAAGAGGAGGCAGUCCCAGCUGAUCUGACAGCUAUUCAGUCUCACAGAACGACAUUACAGCAAUGGCUCAGUGAAGUGAAGGACAAGAGCUCUGUGUUCUCCACGUUAGAGGAGGAAAUAGCAAAGGCUAAGGUGGUGGGAGAGCAGCUGUACCGUCUAAGACAAGAGCGCAGCAUCGACCUCGAGCGCUAUCAGGAGAAGGGAAGCCAGCUGUGGGAUCGCUGGCAGAGAGUCUGCACGCAAAUCGAGACCCGCCAUGCAGAGCUGGAAAGCAUCCAAGAGGUGCUCAAUGACUACCGCCAGUGCCACAGCGCCCUAAUCCAUUGGAUCGAGGAGAUCACCACCCAGCAGGAACUGAUGAAACCGGGGCAAGCGGAAGACAGCAGGGUGCUGUCAGAGCAGCUGAGCCAGCAAACCGCUUUGGCAGCAGAAAUUGAGAAAAAUCAAGCCAAACUGGACCAGUGUCAGAAAUUCUCUCAGCAAUACUCGGCUGCUGUCAAGGAUUAUGAGUUGCAGCUCAUGACGUACAGGGCGUUUGUCGAAUCACAGCAGAAGUCUCCCAUGAAGCGCCGGCGCAUGCUUUCUUCCUCGGAUGCUAUCACGCAGGAGUUUAUGGAUUUGCGGACUCGCUAUACAGCUCUGGUAACAUUAACGACACAGCAUGUGAAGUACAUCAGUGAUGCGCUCCGGCGGUUGGAGGAAGAAGAGAAAGUAGUGGAGGAAGAGAAGCAGGAGCAUGUGGACAAGGUGAAGGAGCUCCUGGGCUGGGUCUCCGGUUUGAGGCAGAGCGUGCAAGGCAGGACUGCUGCUGCCAGGAGCAGGGAGCUGGGAGACAUUGAGAAAUCAAUCUCAGAGCAGCAGGCUCUGAAUGAGGAGCUGACUGCAAAGAAGGAGCAGGUCUCUGAGGCCAUCAAAACUUCCCAAAUCUUCCUGGCAAAACACAGCCACAAGCUUUCCCAUCAGGAGAAGGAACAGAUUUCCGCUCAGAUCGGUGCUCUGAAGGAGACCUACCAGGCGCUCUGCAGUGAUUCCACUGAGCAGCUCCAGCAGCUCCAGAGCCAGCUGGCUCAGGAGACAGAGCACAAGACGCUGCAGGAGCAGCAGGCAGCUCGCACGCAGAACCUGGAGGAGCUGUGCGCCUGGCUGAGUGAGGCAGAGUAUGCGCUGGUGGAGCAGCCAAGAGCAGCCGGCGAAGGCGACCUGUCUGAGUUGCAGCAGAGGCAAAGCAGUGUUAAGGAGCUGCAGAGGAACAUGCACACCCGGGCUGCCUCCUUCGCCGGCAUCCUGAAAACCACAGAGCAGUUCUUGGAGGAGAACAAGGCGAAGAUGGAGCCUGGGGAGCUGGCAGCGCUGCACGAGAAGCUGCAGCGUGCCAAGGAGCAGUACCAGUCCCUGCAGGAGAGAACAGAGAUGGCCCAGAAGGAGCUGGAGAGCGCCGUGACUGCUGCGGUGCAGCAGGAGACUGAAAAGGUGAAAGCUGCCAAAGAGCUGGAAGAGAACAGGAAUAAGAUCGAUUCCCUUUUGAACUGGGUGGCAUCACUGGAGCCGAAAGGAGGGCUCCUGGAGUACAGGCUGCACCCCAUCGAGCAAGCACCGGGAGCGCAAGCGGGAAAGGGUGCUCAGGAUGCUCCUGAUGGCCGUGUCAUGGGAGCUGACAGCACUGCCGACGGCCUGGAUGAGCAGUACGAGAGGCUGAAGGCACAGCACCAGGAGCUGCUGUCCCAGCAGCAGGACGUCAUCCUGGCGACACAGGCGGCGCAGGCUUUCCUGGACAAGCAGGGCCACAACCUCACGCCGGAGGAGAGGGAAGCGCUCCAGGGCCGGCUGACAGAGCUGAAGGACCAGUACACGGCUUCGUUCUCGCAGUCGGAGACACAGCUGAAGCAAGUGCAGGUGCUGCGGGACGAGCUGCAGAAGUUCUUGCGGGACCACGGAGAAUUUGAGGCCUGGCUGAAGCAAGCGGAGCAGGAAUUGGAAGGGAUGUGCAAAGGGGACAGCGACCCAGCAUCUCUCCGGCAGCUGCUGCUCCGGCAGGGAAGCUUCUCGGAAGAUGUCAUCUCUCACAAAGGGGACCUGCGGUUCAUUACCAUGUCGGGACAGAAGGUGCUGGAUGCAGAGGGAGCUGCCAAGGACGGAGGGGCCCAGUCACUGACAUCUGGAAGCGUGGUCAAGAGCAAGCUGGAGGACGCGACACAGCGAUACACCACGCUGCACUCCAAGUGCACCAAGCUUGGCUCCCAUCUAAACACCUUGCUGGAUCACUACCAGCAGUUCCAGGAGGUGGCAGAGUCUCUCAGGACGUGGCUGCAGGAGAGCGAAGCAGCUGUUAGGAAACUCCUCUCAGAGACGGUUUCUUCAGAUCCUGCUGUUCUGCAAAAGCAGCUCGCUAGUGCUAAGCAGCUGCAAGGAAACCUGGCUGAGCACCAAGUGCCAGUGGAGAAGCUCCAGAAAGCGGCUCAUUCCCUGCUGGAGAUACAAGGAGAGCCAGCCCCUGACCACGGACACGUUCAGGAAACCACAGAUGCCAUCGUGAGCCAUUUCCAGAGCCUUUCCCAGCAGAUGGCAGAGCGCUCCGAUCUGCUGCAGAAAUCCAUUGCCCAGUCCCAAAGCGUCCAGGAGAGCCUGGAAAGUCUCCUCCAGUCCGUGGCUGAGAUCGAGAAGAGCCUGGAGGGAGAGCAGCCGACUGCUCUUUCCUCUGCCUCCGUCCAGGACUCGCUUGCUACAAAUGCGAAGCUGAAGCAGGACAUCGCCAGGCAGAAGAGCUGCCUGGAAGCUACCCGUGAGAUGGUGACGCAGUUCAUGGAGACAGCAGACAGCACCACGGCCUCUGCCCUGCAGGGGAAGUUGGCAGAGGUGACGGAGCAUUUUGGCAGGCUGUGCCAGCAGCAGCAGGAGAAGGAGGAUGCACUCAAGGGCCUCCUGCCCAAGGUUGAGCAGUACGAGCAGCUCUCAGAGAAGUUGCAGCAGUUCAUGGAGAGCCGAGCUCGGAUGUUGGCAUCCGGGAACCAGCCGGACCAUGACAUUGCUCACUUCUCCCAGCACAUCCAGGAACUGAAUGCGGAGAUGCGGCAGCACCAGGAGGACCUGGACACCUUGGAGCACCUGGCGGCCGAGCUGGCCUCCUGUGGCUUCCCCCUGGGCACCUCCCAGCAGCAGGAGAAGGUGCAGAGCCUGAAGAAAGACUUCCUGCAGCUGCAGAAGGUGGCGAAAGAGAGAGAAAAGGAUGCGUCAUCCUGCCAGGAGCAACUGGACGAUUUCCGAAAGUUGGUUGGAGUCGUGAGGAAGUGGCUGAAGGAGAGCGAAGGGAACGUGCCAUCCGCAGAGACCUCCCUGGGCACCCAGGAGCUGCAGAAGCGCAUGCGGCAGCUCCAGGCUCACGCUCGGGAUUGCGUUGGCCUCACACAACGGCCAACGCUUGCUUGAGAGCUGAGUGCCGAUGUUCAUCGCUCGCUGUCUGCACUCCUAACACGUCUGUCUUGUCCUUCUGUCCGUCCCCGUCCCCUCUGCUCAGGUUCUGUGCUGCCCGCGCUGGGAGGGUCGGUAGGCAGUGUGAACGGAUACCACACUUGCAAAGAUCUGACAGAAAUCCAGUGUGACGUGUCGGACGUGAACCAGCAGUACGAGGGCCUUGGUGUGGCGCUGCGGGAACGCCAGCAGCAGCUCUCGGCUAUGCUGGAGAAGAUGCAAGAAGUGCAGGAGGAGGCAAGUUCGAUGCUGAAGUGGCUGGAAUCGAAGGAACGGACCUUGUCUGAGCUGGAGGCUUCUUCCUCGCCUACCAAGACAGAGACGAUGAGAGCCCAGGCUGAGCACAACAAGGCCUUCCUGGCUGAAUUGGAACAGAAUUCAGGGAAGAUCCAGAAGGUAAAGGAAGCACUUUCUGAUUUGCUGGAGAAAUAUCCAGAUUCUCCAGAAGCAGCAAAUUGGAAGAAGAUGCAGGAAGACCUGAGGGCAGGCUGGCGGGUGGCGCGACCACUGCCAACGCAGCCGCUGGAGGAAUCGGCGAACCAGCUGGCCAGCUUCCAGGCUGCCGAAGCACAGCUGCGCCCCUGGCUCCUGGAGAAGGAGCUCAUGAUGAGCGUGCUGGGACCCCUCUCCAUCGACCCGAACAUGCUGAACGCACAGAAGCAGCAGGUCCAGUUUAUGCUGAAGGAAUUUGAAGCUCGCAGACAACAGCAUGAGCAGCUCAACCAGGCAGCUCAGAGCAUCUUAACUGGCCCUGGAGAUGUUUCUCCAUCAACUAACCAGGUGCGGGAAGAGCUCCAAGGGGUUAAUCAGAAAUGGUCUGAGCUAACAGAACGCCUCAACUCCCGCUCCAGCCAAAUUGACCAAGCCAUAGUGAAGAGCACCCAGUACCAGGAACUGCUCCAGGGCCUGUCUGAGAAGGUGAAGGCGGUUGGGCAGCGCCUGAGCAGCCAGUCUGCCGUCAGCACGCAGCCUGAUGCUGUGAAACAGCAGCUGGGGGAAACCAGUGAGAUCCGCUCUGACCUAGAGCAGCUGGAAGAGGAGAUCGCAGAGGCUCAGACCCUCUGUGAUGACCUGUCUGUUCUGAUUGGGGAGCAGUAUCUCAAAGAUGAGUUAAGGAAACGUUUGGAGACCGUGGCGCUUCCUCUCAAAGGGCUGGAAGACCUGGCAGCCGACCGGAUGAACCGACUGCAGACUGCACUUGCAAGUUCCCAGCAGUUCCAGCAUAUGUUUGAUGAACUCAGGACCUGGCUAGAUGACAAGCUCUGCCAGCAAGCUCAGAGCCAACCUAUUUCUGCUAAACUGGAGAGGCUGCAGAGCCAAAUUCAGGAACAAGAAGAGUUCCAGAAGAGCCUCAACCAACACAGUGGCUCCUAUGAGAUGAUUGUAGCCGAGGGAGAAUCUCUGCUGCUUUCUGUCCAGCCUGGGGAGGAAAAGACUAUUCUGCAAAACCAGUUGGUCAGCCUCAAAACACACUGGGAAGAGCUCAGCAAACAGGUUGCUGAUAGACACUCCAAGCUCAAGGACUGUUUGCAGAAGGCUCAAAAGUACCAACGACACACAGAGGACCUCCUCCCUUGGGUGGAGGACUGUAAGGCAAAGAUGUCGGAGCUGGAAGUAACUCUGGAUCCUGUGCAGCUGGAGGCAACUCUUCUGAGAUCAAAGGCUUUGCUGAGUGAUGUAGAGAAGCGCCGAUCCUUGCUGGAGAUGCUGAACAGUGCUGCCGACAUCCUAAUAGACGCUUCUCAAACCGAUGAGGAUGAUGUUCGGGAUGAGAAGGCUGGGAUCAAUCAGAAGAUGGAUGCCAUCACAGAAGAGCUGCAAGCCAAGACAGGCUCCAUUGAAGAAAUGUCACAGAGGCUCAAGGAGUUUCAAGAGAGCUUCAAGAACAUUGAGAAGAAGCUAGAAGGGGCUAAGCACCAGCUGGAGAUCUACGAUGCGCUAGGGCCACAAGCCUGCAGCAACAAGAACUUGGAGAAGCUCAGAGCACAGCACGAGGUGCUGCAGGCCCUUGAGCCACAAGUGGAUUAUCUGAAAAACUUCACUCAAGGACUAGUAGAGGAUGCCCCAGAUGGGUCUGACUGCUCCCAGCUCUUAUGCCAAGCUGAGGUGGCUCAGCAGGACUUCAAAGCUGUGAAGCAGAAAGUAAAUGAUUGCUGUAUGCUCAUGGAAAACAAGCUUGAAGGGAUCGGCCAGUUCAAUAAUCGGGUCAGGGAGAUGUUUUCUCAACUGGCAGAUCUUGAUGAUGAGUUGGACAGCAUGGGCCCCAUCGGGAGAGACUCUGACAGCCUUCAGUCUCAAGCAGAGGAUGUUCGUAUUUUCCUGGGCAAACUUCAACAGCUGAAGUCUGACAUUGAAGCUUCUGAAAAUGAAUGUAAGAAAAUGCUAGAGGACGAAGGGAGCCCUGAUUUAUUAGGACUGAAACGUGAACUGGAGACACUAAAUAAACAGUGCAGCAAACUGACCGAGAGAGGCAAGAACCAUCAAGAGCAGGUAGAAACGACACUGUCUCGUGUCGAGGACUUUUACAGCAGGCUGAAAGAGCUGACCCACAUGACAACCGCAGCAGAGGAGAACGAGGCGUUGCAGUGGGUGGUGGGCACAGAGGUGGAAACCAUCAACCAGCAGUUGGCGGACUUCAAGAUGUUCCAGAAGGAGCAAGUGGAUCCUCUUCAGCUGAAACUGCAGCAAGUGAAUGGCGUUGGUCAAGGGCUCAUCCAAAGCGCUGGCAAAAACUGCGACGUCCAAGGGCUGGAACAUGACAUGGAGGAAAUCAACACUCGCUGGAACACCCUCAACAAAAAGGUGGCUCAGAGGAUUGCCCAGCUGCAGGAGGCCCUGUUGCGCUGUGGGAAGUUUCAGGACGCCUUGGAGCCCUUACUGAGCUGGCUGGCAGACACGGAGGAGCUCAUCUCCAACCAGAAACCUCCCUCCGCUGAGUACAAGGUGGUGAAAGCCCAGAUCCAGGAGCAGAAGCUGCUCCAGCGACUUCUGGAUGAUCGCAAAGCCACAGUGGAGAUGAUUCAAGCCGAGGGUGGGAGGAUAGCACAGUCAGCCGAGCCGGCAGACAGGGAGAAGAUCGUCUGCCAGCUGGAGAGCCUCGAAAAUAGAUGGGCAGGACUGCUCAGCAGGGCGGCUGGCAGGCAGAAACAGCUGGAAGACAUCUUGGUUCUGGCUAAGCAAUUCCACGAAACCACGGAGCCUAUUUCAGACUGGCUGUCAGUGACGGAGAAGAAGCUGGCCAAUUCCGAGCCCAUUGGCACCCAGACUGCCAAAAUCCAGCAGCAGAUCAGUCGCCACAAGGCUCUAGAGGAAGAGAUAGAGAGCCACGCGGCUGAGGUGAAUCAGGCGGUCAGUGUCGGGCAGUGCCUCUCCUCCCUGAGCUGCGCUGCGGAGCAGAGGCUGCUGGCAGAGAAGCUAGACUCUCUGCAGGGCCGCUACGGCGAGAUCCGCGACCGGUGCUGCCGCAAGGCAGCGCUGCUCGAGCAAGCGCUGUCUAAUGCUAGGCUCUUUGGGGAGGAGGAGGUGGAAGUGCUCAACUGGCUGGCUGAGGUCGAGGACAAGCUCGGCUCGGUAUCCGUAAAGGAUUACAAACGGGACGUCCUGCAGAAGCAGCAUGCUGACCAGCUGGCUCUGAACGAGGAAAUUGUGAACAGAAAGAAGAACGUGGACCAAGCCAUUAGAAAUGGGCAAGCUCUUCUAAAGCAAACCACAGGGGAAGAAGUGUUGCUAAUCCAGGAGAAGCUGGAUGGGAUUAAGACCCGCUAUUCAGACAUCACAGCUACCAGCUCCAAGGCGCUCCGGACACUAGAGCAGGCUCGGCAGCUGGCCACCAAGUUUCAGUCGACACACGAGGAGCUGAACAGCUGGAUGAGCCAAGUGGAGGAAGAGCUCAUGUCCAGCGGAGGACAGUCACCUGCUGGCGAGCAGAUACCCCAAUUUCAGCAGAGACAAAAGGAGCUGAAGAAGGAGGUCAUGGAGCACAGGCUUGUCCUGGACACCGUGAACGAGGUGAGCCGAGCACUCCUGGAGCUGGUUCCCUGGCGAGCCCGCGAAGGGCUGGAUAAACUUGUGUCGGACACCAACGAGCGCUACAAGCUGGUCAGCGACACCAUCAAGCAGAGGGUGGAAGAAAUAGAUGCUGCUAUUCAGAGGUCUCAACAGUACGAGCAGGCUGCCGAUGCAGAGCUAGCCUGGGUUGCCGAGACCAAACGGAAGUUGAUGGCUCUAGGCCCGAUUCGUCUGGAGCAAGACCAGACGACAGCUCAGUUGCAGGUGCAGAAGGCUUUUUCCAUUGACAUUAUUCGGCACAAAGACUCGAUGGAUGAACUGUUCAGCCAGCGCAAUGAGAUCUUUGGGACAUGUGGGGAAGAGCAGAAAGCUGUUCUCCAGGAGAAAACGGAGUCCCUGGUGCAGCAAUACGAAGCCGUUAGCCAGCUCAACUCGGAGCGCUACGCUCGCUUAGAGCGUGCUCAGGUCUUGGUGAACCAGUUCUGGGAGACCUACGAAGAGCUGAAUCCUUGGAUUGAAGAGACGCAAGCCCUGAUUUCACAGUUGCCCCCUCCAGCGAUCGAUCCCGAGCAGCUCAAGCAGCAGCAGGAGGACAUGAGGCAACUGAGAGAGUCUAUCGCUGAGCAUAAGCCUCAUAUUGACAAACUGCUGAAAAUCGGACCGCAGCUCAGGGACCUCAACCCUGAGGAAGGGGAGAUGGUGCAGAAAAAAUAUGCAACUGCGGAAGCCAUGUAUGCCAAAAUCAAAGAGGAGGUGUGCCAGCGGGCCCUCGCCCUCGACGAAGCCGUCUCGCAAUCCACUCAGAUCACGGAGUUCCAUGAUAAGAUCGAGCCGAUGCUGGAGACGUUGGAGACCCUUUCCUCCCGGCUACACAUGCCACCGCUGAUCCCCGCAGAGGUCGAUAAGAUCCGGGAGUGCAUCAGUGAGAACAAAAAUGCCACCGUGGAGCUGGAGAAGCUGCAGCCCUCCUUCGAGGCUCUGAAACGCCGUGGCGAAGAGCUGAUCGGGAGAUCGCAGGGAGCAGACAAGGACCUGGCGGCAAAAGUAAUCCAGGAUAAGUUGGAUCAGAUGGUCUUCUUCUGGGAAGACAUCAAAGCUCGGGCUGAGGAACGUGAAAUGAAGUUCCUUGACGUCCUGGAGCUUGCAGAGAAGUUCUGGUACGACAUGGCAGCCCUCCUGACUACCAUCAAAGACACACAGGACAUUGUGCACGACCUGGAGAGCCCAGGCAUUGAUCCAUCCAUCAUCAAGCAGCAGGUGGAAGCGGCAGAGACUAUUAAAGAGGAAACGGAUGGCUUGCAUGAAGAGCUGGAGUUCAUUCGACUCCUUGGAACUGAUUUAAUUUUUGCCUGUGGCGAAACUGAGAAACCAGAAGUGAAAAAGAGCAUUGAUGAGAUGAACAACGCGUGGGAAAAUCUAAACAAGACUUGGAAGGAGAGGCUUGAAAAGCUCGAAGAAGCCAUGCAAUCGGCUGUGCAAUAUCAGGACACGCUUCAAGCAAUGUUUGACUGGCUGGACAACGCUGUGAUUAAACUCUGCAACAUGUCGCCUGUCGGCACUGACCUCAACACAGUUAAAGAGCAAAUGAACGAGAUGAAGGAGUUUAAAAUGGAGGUUUACCAGCAGCAGAUCGAGAUGGAAAAGCUUAAUCAUCAAGGUGAAUUGAUGCUAAAAAAAGCUACAGAUGAGACAGACAGGGACAUCAUAAAAGAGCCACUGACAGAGCUGAAACAUCUCUGGGAGAAUUUAGGCGAGAAAAUUGCUCACAGACAGCAUAAGCUAGAAGCUGCUCUUUUAGCACUUGGCCAGUUCCAACACGCAUUAGCAGAGCUGAUGGCCUGGCUAACCCAUACUGAGGAGUUGCUAGAUGCACAGAAACCAAUCAGUGGAGAUCCAAAAGUGAUCGAGGUUGAGCUCGCAAAGCACCACGUGUUGAAGAACGAUGUCUUGGCCCACCAAGCAACCGUGGAGACGGUGAACAAAGCAGGCAACGAACUCCUGGAGUCGAGCGCGGGAGAUGACGCAAGCAGCCUGCGAAGCCGCCUGGAGAAAUUGAACUCGUGCUGGGAGUCAGUGCUGCAGAAGACAGAGGAGAGGGAGCAGCAGCUGCAGUCGACGCUCCAGCAGGCCCAGGGUUUCCAUGGUGAGAUUGAAGACUUCCUCCUGUGGCUAACGAGGAUGGAGAGCCAACUGUCUGCAUCGAAACCCACAGGAGGUCUGCCAGAAACUGCCCGGGAACAACUUAAUGCCCACAUGGAGCUGUACAGCCAGCUGAAAGCCAAGGAGGACAUGUACAGCCAGCCUUCUGGCUCGAAGACGGAGCAGAGCGUAGCGCUGCUGGAGCAGAAAUGGUGCCUGGUCAGCACCAAGAUGGAGGAGAGAAAGUCGAAGCUGGAGGAAGCGCUCGCUCUGGCCACAGACUUCCAGAAUUCCCUCCAGGACUUCAUCAACUGGCUCACGCUGGCGGAGCAGAGCCUGAACAUCGCGCCCCCGCCCAGCCUCAUCCUGAACGCCGUGCUGGCCCAGAUCGAUGAGCACAAGGUGUUUGCCAAUGAAGUGAAUGCUCAUCGGGAUCAGAUCAUUGAGCUGGAUCAAACCGGGAACCAGCUGAAGUUUCUCAGUCAAAAGCAGGAUGUGGUUCUGAUAAAGAACCUGCUGGUGAGCGUCCAGUCGCGCUGGGAGAAGGUUGUGCAGCGCUCUGUUGAGAGGGGCCGAGCUCUUGAUGAUGCCAGGAAGCGAGCCAAGCAGUUCCAUGAAGCUUGGAAAAAACUGAUUGAUUGGCUGGAAGAUGCAGAGAAUCACCUGGACUCCGAGCUGGAGAUCUCCAAUGAUCCUGACAAAAUCAAGCUCCAGCUCUCCAAACACAAGGAGUUUCAGAAGACGCUGGGCGGAAAGCAGCCAGUCUAUGACACCACAAUCAGGACUGGCAGAGCCCUCAAAGAAAAGGCCUUGCUUCCAGAUGACGCUCAAAAGCUGGACAAUUUACUGGGAGAAGUCCGGGAUAAAUGGGACACUGUGUGUGGCAAGUCUGUAGAAAGGCAGCACAAACUGGAAGAAGCCCUCUUGUUCUCUGGUCAGUUCAUGGAUGCGCUACAAGCCCUGGUGGACUGGCUCUACAAGGUGGAACCACAAUUAGCUGAAGACCAGCCUGUCCAUGGUGACCUGGAUCUGGUUAUGAACUUGAUGGAUGCUCAUAAGGUCUUUCAGAAGGAGCUGGGGAAGCGCACAGGGACGGUUCAGGUGCUCAAGCGCUCCGGCCGGGAGCUCAUCGAGAACAGCCGAGAUGACACAACCUGGGUCAAGGUGCAGCUGCAGGAGCUAAGCAACCGGUGGGACACAGUGUGCAAACUGUCCGUGUCGAAACAAACCCGCCUGGAACAGGCCUUGAAGCAGGCAGAGGAGUUCAGGACGGCUGUGCACAUGCUGCUGGAGUGGCUCUCAGAAGCUGAACAGACCCUCCGCUUCCGGGGCGCGCUUCCCGAUGACGCCGAGGCAUUGCAGUCUCUCAUUGACAUUCACAAGGAGUUCAUGAAGAAAGUGGAGGAGAAGAGAGUGGAUGUGAACGCGGCAGUGGGAAUGGGAGAGGUCAUCCUGGCCGCGUGCCAUCCUGACUGCAUCACCACCAUUAAACACUGGAUCACCAUCAUCCGAGCCAGGUUUGAGGAGGUUCUCACAUGGGCAAAGCAGCACCAGCAGAGACUCGAGUCUGCACUCUCGGAGUUGGUGGCAAAUGCAGAGCUUCUAGAAGAGCUCCUGGCUUGGAUCCAGUGGGCUGAGACGACACUGAUUCAGCAGGAUCAGGAGCCAAUGCCACAAAACAUCGAUCAGGUCAAAGCCCUCAUCGCUGAGCACCAGUCCUUUAUGGAGGAGAUGACACGAAAGCAGCCGGAUGUGGACCGGGUCACGAAGACGUACAAGAGGAAAGCUACUGAACCCACGCACGGGCCUUUCAUCGAGAAAUCCCGUAGCAACAGAAAAUCUUUGAGCCAGGCAGCCCCCCCUACCAUGCCCAUUAUCUCCCAGUCAGAAACAAAGAACCCCCGGAUCAACCAGCUCUCGGCGCGCUGGCAGCAGGUCUGGCUGCUGGCCCUGGAGCGGCAGCGGAAACUCAACGAUGCCCUGGACCGCCUCGAGGAGUUGAAGGAGUUUGCAAACUUUGACUUCGACGUCUGGCGAAAGAAGUACAUGCGCUGGAUGAACCACAAGAAAUCCCGCGUCAUGGACUUCUUCAGGCGCAUCGACAAAGACCAAGAUGGAAAAAUCACCCGGCAGGAGUUUAUUGAUGGCAUCCUGGCCUCUAAGUUCCCCACCACAAAGCUGGAGAUGACCGCAGUGGCUGACAUCUUUGACCGUGACGGGGACGGCUACAUAGACUACUACGAGUUUGUGGCUGCUCUCCAUCCUAACAAGGAUGCCUACCGCCCCACCACUGACGCAGACAAGAUCGAAGAUGAGGUCACGAGACAAGUGGCCCAGUGCAAGUGUGCCAAGAGGUUUCAAGUGGAGCAGAUCGGCGAGAACAAAUACCGGUUUGGUGAUUCCCAGCAGUUGCGGCUGGUCCGUAUUCUGCGUAGCACUGUCAUGGUUCGAGUUGGCGGAGGAUGGAUGGCCCUGGAUGAAUUUUUAGUGAAAAAUGAUCCUUGCAGAGCACGAGGACGGACCAACCUCGAACUUCGAGAGAAAUUCAUCUUGCCAGAGGGGGCAUCCCAGGGAAUGACGCCGUUCCGGUCGCGGGGCCGAAGGUCAAAACCAUCUUCCCGAGCAGCCUCCCCAACUCGAUCCAGUUCUAGUGCCAGCCAGAGCAACCACAGCUGUGCGUCCAUGCCCUCCUCUCCGGCCACACCAGCCAGCGGAGCCAAGGUGACUCCGCCGGCGGGCAGCAAGCUGAAGCGACCCACCUUCCACUCCAGCCGGACCUCCCUCGCAGAUCCGAAAAAAACUGCCAGUCGUCCCACCAGCCGCGCCGGGAGCCGCACGGGAAGCCGAGCGAGCAGCCGGCGGGGAAGCGACGCCUCCGAUUUCGACCUGCUGGAAACGCAGUCGGCGUGCUCGGACACUUCGGAAAGCAGCGUGGCCGGGGGGCAAGGCGGCUCGCGCCGGGGCAUGGCCAAGCCCUCCAAAAUCCCGACCAUGUCCAAGAAAACCACCACUGCCACCCCAAAAACUCCAGGCCCCAAAAGAUAAUACUGUACCCGUGCCCUCCUGAAAGAAAGAAAGGAAAAAAAAAAAAAAAAACCAACCAACCUGUGUCCAAUUUUUAACCCUGCUACGUACAUUGGAUGUAUAUUUAUUCUAAACGGGAGAAAUUAUAUUGUUAAAAGUGUAAAAGAAUAAUUGUGUUAUGAAGCUGCCUUAUUUGUUUUUUUUUCCUUUUUUGUAAGUUACUAUUUUCAUGUGAAUAUUUAUGUAGAUAAAAAUUGCCUCUCGGCGACCCCUAUUCAAAGAGGGGCCUGGAAAACUGAAAUGUGGGAGAGAAGAGAAAAAAAAAAAGGAAGCAAAAAAGGUCAAGAUGUGAAAGUGUAAAGAAAAACUAAAAUAUAAAUAGGAUUUCUGCGCGGUGCAGGGUGUGAACCUGCUUUAUCUUUUAGGAUUGUUUCCUAAAUGCAUCUUUAUAAACUUAACUUGCUGUCUCAGCAAGGUAAAUUAUAUUUAAAAACAAAGACAUGAAUCCUACAGUGUUCAAGGAACUCUCUUUUUGUAAAUCACAGAUACCUCAAACAGAGAAACAUGAGGUGAGGGGACUUGGGGCUUACGUUUCCAUUUUUUUUAAAGUUAUGUGAUUUUACCUGAAGAAAGUGGAGUUUGAAUUAAUAAAAUUUGCACACGCUACAGCUAAGUUCAUUGCAACUGCUGUCUUUAAAAUACUGUCCCGGCAACUUCAUUUUUAAAGAGCAAACAAUAGUGAUGGGUUUGGGGGAGAGGGUUCACGCUGAAGCUGUCCGGAAGAGACCACACUAGUAAGAUUGCAGGUUUGGAUCACUGAAAUACAUCCUUUCGCGGUGGUGGGAUGAAAAGGGCGUUCUCACUUCCCGUCCUACAAAUUAGAGGAUUCUUCUGGAUUGAUGGCCUACGAGACUGACUCGAGCUGUUAAUUACUGAAUUGCUAUUUAUCUGCAUCUCUUUUUCCUAUUUAUUAUUUAACUGGUCAUUCCACUUCCAACCAGGCUGAGAUUGAUGUGACCUCUGCUCCUAGAAGAAAUCUGGACUUACACGCACAGUCGCUUGUCCUUGAAAUGAGUCUCACCAGCACACUUGCUACGAGUCCUGUCUCGCUUUUGUACGCUACUUUUUCUUUGUAAUAAAAAUCAAACUGACCAAGUGACCAGGAGAGGGGCGGGGGGGAGAGGGCUCUCCGGAGCUCCUGUAUUUAUUAAAUAUUGUUCCUCUUCAGCUCUGACCAUGUUGCUGUGUGAUUCUCUCAAUUGGUUUAAAUUGAGGCAAAACUGAAGCUCUACCAAUGAAUUGUUUAAAAAAACAGACACAUUUUUGUAUUAAAAUUGCUUGCGGUAAUAAACGAUCUUGCCUCCGACUUUA
This is a messenger RNA of Struthio camelus australis, 17343 nucleotides long. The record is from RefSeq and is a predicted model, not a curated record. NCBI's taxonomy places the organism in Eukaryota, Metazoa, Chordata, Aves, Struthioniformes, Struthionidae.